GCCGUUGGGAGUUAGCUCCCUUCCCAAACAUCUUGGCGAUGUAAAAACUAGAAGCUCACAUGAUAGAUCUAUUUCGCAAUAUUUGUAAGCUUUGAAAUGGCGCUUGAGGACAUUUUUGCGAGAGGCAUUCUCUUGAAAUAUCUACUGCCAGUUGUCAUUGUCAUAGUUGUCAUUGCAUUUUCCAGAAAGAAACUGCACCAACUUCGCAUGCGACUAAUCGCAUGGAUUGGAAAUAGGUUUUUGAAGAAAAUGCACAAAAAGAUUCGAAAUGAGAAAGCAAGUGUGUUUUCUGAAUUGAAAUCACAAGCAAGCAAAGCAAAACGUCCUUUGCAGCUUUUAGAAAUCGGUUCAGGAAGUGGAAUGAACUUCAAGAACUUUCCAAAAGGCUCAGAAAUAAUUUGCUUGGACCCAAAUCCUUACAACAAAACUUACUUACAAGAGAAUCUUCAUCUUCGGAAUCCGGAUGUAAGCAUCAAGAAGUUUGUGGUGGGAUUCGCGGAAAGUAUGCCUGAGGUAGAAGAUAGCAGCUGUGAUGCUGUUGUCUGUACCUUGGUGCUGUGCACUGUCAGGGAUGUCAAGGCCGUUUUAGGAGAAGUCCUAAGAAUAUUAAAACCAAAUGGAAUCUUCUACUUUGUUGAACAUGUGGCAGCCAGGAAGGGCUUGUUCAAGAGGAAGCUGCAGAAUUUGAUCAACCCGCUGUGGAAGAAGAUGGCGGACGGAUGCAACGUGAACAGGGAGACGUGGAAUGACAUCCGUCAAGCUGGUUUCUCAAAAGUUGACCUCACAGAUUUUGAUGUAAACAUGUUUAAAACUCACACUCCAGGUAUCUAUGGAAAGGCUGUCAAAUAAAGUGGAAAAUGAA
This is a messenger RNA of Haliotis rufescens (red abalone), 862 nucleotides long. RefSeq names its product putative methyltransferase-like protein 7A. The record is from RefSeq and is a predicted model, not a curated record. Gene Ontology annotation, molecular function: S-adenosylmethionine-dependent methyltransferase activity. The coding region runs from base 97 to 849 and encodes 250 amino acids. The transcript is spliced from 2 exons. Lineage: Eukaryota; Metazoa; Mollusca; Gastropoda; Lepetellida; Haliotidae.